AUGCGCUGCUCGGUGGCCGCCGGUAGGAUCUGCGCGGCGGGUCGGGGAGCGGGAUGGAGGUGGAGGAGGCGUUCCCGCUGGUGGGGCAGAUGGGGCCCUACCAGGUGUAUCUGUGCGUCCUGCUGGCCGUGCUCCUCCAGCUCUACGUGGCCACUGAAGCCAUCCUCAUCGCUUUGGUGGGCGCAACUCCUCCCUACCACUGGGAUCUCCAAGAGCUCUCUGCUAAUCAGAGCCAUAGCAACCAGUCAGCGAGUGAGCAGAGAGCUUUUGGGGAAUGGCUUCUGACUGCCAAUGGCAGCGAGGUGCAUAAGCAUGUACACUUCAGCAGCAGCUUCACAUCAAUAGUCUCUGAGUGGUUUUUAAUUGGCAACACAUCGUACAAAGUCAGUGCUGCCAGUUCUUUCUACUUCAGUGGUGUGUUUGUUGGAGCAAUCUCCUUUGGCCAGCUCUCAGAUCGCUUCGGAAGGAAGAAAGUCUAUCUCACAGGUUUUGCUCUUGACAUCUUGUUUGCCAUUGCAAAUGGAUUCUCACCCUCAUAUGAAUUCUUUGCCAUCUCUCGCUUCUUGGUAGGGAUGAUGAAUGGUGGGAUGUCACUGGUGGCCUUUGUUCUACUCAAUGAGUGUGUGGGUACUGCCUACUGGGCAUUAGCAGGAUCUAUUGGUGGCUUGUUCUUUGCUGUGGGAAUUGCCCAGUAUGCUUUAUUAGGGUACUUCAUUCGCUCCUGGAGGACUCUGGCUGUUGUGGUUAACCUGGAAGGAACAGUCGUCUUUCUUCUCUCUGUAUUCAUUCCAGAGUCCCCCCGCUGGCUUUACUCACAAGGCCGACUGAAUGAAGCAGAAGAUGCCCUCUACCUCAUUGCGAAGAGGAACCGCAAGCAGAAGUGCACUUUCUCAUUAAAACUCCCAGCAGAGAGGAGCUCCAGAGAGGCUGGCAGCUUCUUGGAUCUCUUCCGAUACAAGAUUCUCUUGGGACGCACCUUGAUCAUGAUGUUUACCUGGUUUGUGUGCAGCUUGGUUUACUACGGUCUUACCCUUAAUGUGGGCGACUUAGGUGGAAGUAUUUAUGCCAAUUUAGCCCUUUCAGGGUUGAUAGAAAUCCCAGCAUACCCAAUCUGUAUUUACUUGAUUAACCAAAAGUGGUUUGGUCGGAAGCGAACACUGAGUGCAUUUCUGUUCCUGGGAGGAUUGGCUUGUCUUAUUGUCAUGUUUCUUCCUAAAAAGAAAGAUACUGGAAUGUUUGCAGUGGUGAAUAGUCGCUCUCUGUCUUUGCUGGGGAAGCUGACAAUCAGUGCUGCAUUUAACAUUGUCUACAUCUACACGUCAGAACUCUAUCCCACAGUGAUCAGGAAUGUUGGAAUGGGUGCCUGCUCCAUGUUUUCCCGUGUCGGUGGAAUCAUUGCUCCUUUCAUCCCUUCACUGUCUUCAUAGGCAAAACCUGACCCCAGGACCAUGUCAGCACAGUUGAGGAAGCAGAGGGCCAACAAACAGUAGAGGAGCAAUAGGUUCAAGAACACUGAAAGCAGAAAGUUUUCCAUUCUGUGGGAUAGGAUUCCAUAAGAGGUGGUAAAAGAGCUGCCUGUGAUAGUGAGGCAGGUGUCUGUCAUCUGUGAUAAACCAUUGUAGAGAAAGGUCACUGAUAACUGUGGGGGAAAAAAGUUAAUGGUAUGUGAGUCUCUAAGAUCAGAAGGUGGAUUCAAGGAGUUACAGGCUGAGCAGCUCAGACUCAGUCUCUGGGAAGAUCAUGGGACAUGACCUCUCAGAGUCUGUUUCUGAGCAUGUGAAGGCCAAGAGGGUAAUUAAUUAAGAUCAGUGAACACGGGUUUACUAAGGACA
Athene cunicularia (burrowing owl) is the source of this 1832-nucleotide messenger RNA. It is a transcript of the gene SLC22A15, whose product is annotated as solute carrier family 22 member 15. NCBI's taxonomy places the organism in Eukaryota, Metazoa, Chordata, Aves, Strigiformes, Strigidae. The transcript is spliced from 11 exons. The record is from RefSeq and is a predicted model, not a curated record. Gene Ontology annotation, molecular function: transmembrane transporter activity. Gene Ontology annotation, cellular component: membrane. Bases 54 to 1427 code for a protein of 457 amino acids. Gene Ontology annotation, biological process: transmembrane transport.